CUCAAACAUUGUAAAGUUCUGAGACUGUUCUCUCAGAAAAUAUAAAUCUGAACUCUCUGCAUCUACUGCAUUCUCAGUCUCUACACUAAUACGCAAAUGUCAGUAUCCUAGAAAUCCAUAAGCUAAAAUACCAAUGCUACUGAGCGUUGUACAGAUUCGACAUCUCAUGAACGCAGCAAUGAAAGCGUUUUUCAUCAUCCUAUUUUUCCUUUUCAAAGUUGUAAUUUCAGAAAUCGCGUUCACCUACAAUGGCUUUAAGAAUGCAAAUUUGAGCUUGGACGGAGAUGCAUACCUUUGGUCUAAUGGCAUAUUAGGCUUGACACACGAUGAACCAAAUCUAAUCGGGCAUGCACUGUAUCCAUCUCCUCUGCAGUUCAGGCAGAACCAAACGAAUAGUGGCAACAGAUAUUAUAUUCCCACGUUCAGCACCACUUUUGUAUUCUCCAUCAAGCCUAUGCAUCCUGGAAUCGGAGGCCAUGGCAUCGCCUUUGUUCUUUUGUCUACAAACAAAUUAAAGGGAUGCCUCGCAAACCAGUACUUGGGCCUUCCAAAUGCUACAAGUAAUGCGAAAUAUUCUACUCGAGUCCUAGCUGUCGAGUUUGAUGUUACUCAAAGCUUUGAACUCAAGGACAUUAAUGAUAAUCACGUCGGAAUAGACAUAUCCGGCUUAGUAUCUAUCACUUCUAAACCAGCAGCUUACUAUUUUGACAAUACCACCACCCCCAACACCAUCAAUCUCAAGGAUGGCGAUCCUGUUCAGGUUUGGAUUGAUUUCAACAGCCAGGAGAAGCUACUAAAUGUUACCAUAGCUCCUCUCGGCACUCUAAGACCCCCUAAGCCGCUGAUAUGUUUGCCAAUUGAUCUGUCAUCAGUGCUAGAUGAUUACAUGUAUGCCGGCUUCACUGCUUCCACGGGUCUGCUUUCAGCAAGUCAAAAUGUUCUGGGAUGGAGCUUCAGAAUUGGUGGUAAAGCACAAAAUUUAUCUUUGCACCUUCCAUCUUUAAAUAAACCGGUGAGGGUAGUUCACACUAAGGGAUUUAUAGUGGGUAUUACUUUGGCAACGAUUACUCUGGCCUUUCUGAUUCUACUUGGUGUUAUACACACCAUACAUCAUAUUGGAAACCACAAUGAUAUCUUGGAAUAUUGGGAAGUGGAUUAUGGAGCCUGUAGGUUUAAUUAUUCUGAACUUGUUGCAGCAACAAACGGAUUUAGUGAGAAGAACCUAAUUGGGUGUGGGGGAUUUGGAAGAGUCUACAAAGGAGUUAUCCCCAGCACAGGUCUCGAAGUGGCCAUAAAGCGAAUAGCUCAGGACUCAAGGCAGGGGAUGAGAGAAUUUGUAGCAGAAAUCACAAGCAUGAGAGGGCUUAGGCAUCGUAAUCUUGUUCAGCUACAUGGAUGGUGCCGAAGACAAGACGAGCUGCAUCUUGUAUAUGACUACGUGGUCAAUGGAAGCCUGGAUGAUCUACUGUUCAACAAACAUGAGCAGGAAAAGAAGCUACUGACGUGGCAAGAAAGAUUUAAGAUACUCACUGGUGUUGCACACGCAUUGUUAUACCUUCAUGAAGAGUGUGAGCAGAUGGUAGUUCACAGAGACGUGAAGCCGAGCAACGUCCUUAUAGAUGCAGAUCUCACACCAAAACUUGGAGAUUUUGGUUUAUCCAGGACUUAUGGUCAUGGUUUGAACCCACAGACAACGCACAUCGUAGGAACACUGGGUUACCUGGCCCCUGAACUGACCAGAACAGGCAAGGCUACAACAAGCACAGACGUGUAUGGUUAUGGUGCACUAAUGCUAGAGGUGGCAUGUGGAAGGAGGCCAAUUGAACCCCGGAGAAUUGCUGAAGAACUGGUAUUAGUAGACUGGGUUAGGGAACUACACUCCAAAGGAGAGAUUCUUCGAGCAGUUGAUCCUAAUUUGGAGGAAUACAAUCAAUAUGAAGCUGAGCUCGUGCUCAGUCUCGGACUGCUUUGCGCUCAUCCUAAUCCUGAUCACAGACCUAGUAUGAGAAGUGUUGUGCAAGUUUUGCUGGGCGAUGCCAGCCUUCCUAUUCUGCCUUCAAAUUUACACCUAGAAAACGCUGGAGUAAUAACAAAUUAUUCAGUUAUCUACGAUGAUGACUUAACUGCUUCGAGCAAUAUAGAACCAUCAUCACAGAGUACUAGUUUCACAAGGUUUAACCAACUGCAAUUUAAUACGAGGCCAACAGCAGUUACUUUAUAAACAGUGUGUUCGUCAAAGUAGUGUUCAGUUUCUCUUUCAAGGGUGACAAUUUACCUACUUUUACAUUUUGUAUUAGACUCUAUAUAAAUGGAGAUGUGUAUCACUUAGAUUCUACUGCUUUCAAGUUGGAUAC
This is a messenger RNA of Daucus carota subsp. sativus, 2354 nucleotides long. Its product is annotated as L-type lectin-domain containing receptor kinase SIT2. Gene Ontology annotation, cellular component: plasma membrane. Bases 134 to 2221 code for a protein of 695 amino acids. NCBI's taxonomy places the organism in Eukaryota, Viridiplantae, Streptophyta, Magnoliopsida, Apiales, Apiaceae. Gene Ontology annotation, biological process: defense response to bacterium; protein phosphorylation; defense response to oomycetes. The transcript has 2 exons. Gene Ontology annotation, molecular function: transmembrane receptor protein serine/threonine kinase activity; ATP binding; carbohydrate binding. The record is from RefSeq and is a predicted model, not a curated record.